Hibiscus syriacus is the source of this 2613-nucleotide messenger RNA. RefSeq names its product G-type lectin S-receptor-like serine/threonine-protein kinase At2g19130. Gene Ontology annotation, molecular function: protein serine/threonine kinase activity; ATP binding. NCBI's taxonomy places the organism in Eukaryota, Viridiplantae, Streptophyta, Magnoliopsida, Malvales, Malvaceae. The record is from RefSeq and is a predicted model, not a curated record. The transcript has a single exon. Bases 122 to 2593 code for a protein of 823 amino acids. Gene Ontology annotation, biological process: recognition of pollen; protein phosphorylation.
UUUAGCAGUCCUUUGACCGGUUCUUUCCUAUCUUAUGAUGGAGUAUAUAUUGUAACCAGAUUAUUACUCUUCCUUUAAAAUAUCUGUGUUGAUUCCUUUGCAAGUAAUCCGCUUUACAGCCAUGGAAAACAUGAAGAAUCCAUGGAUGAAACUUUCCGUACUACUCUUUAUCUGGUUUUUCAACAGCCAAAUCUCCUUUGGAGCAGACACCAUCACUGCAAAUCAAUCUCUCUCCGGUGAUCAAACUAUUGUUUCAUCGGGUGGGAACUUCGUGCUGGGAUUCUUCACACCAGGUAACUCUUCCAACUACUACAUAGGCAUCUGGUACGGUAAGAUCCCUGAGCGGACCCCAGUUUGGGUAGCCAACAGAGAGACACCUGUGAAUGAUAUUCACUCUUCAGAACUAAAAAUAUCUGAUGAUGGUAACUUAGUUUUGAUCAACGGAUCCCAAGUGGAAAUUUGGUCCACCAAUAUUAGCUCAAGCAACUCAAGUUCUGUAGUUGCGAUCCUUGAAGAUGGAGGUAAUCUUGUUUUAAGAGAUGGUCCGACUUCAUCGGCGCCUUUGUGGCAAAGUUUAGAUCAUCCGGCGCACACAUGGCUUCCUGGUGGCAAGCUUAGCUUAGAUAAACGAACCAAUCGAAGCCAGCUUCUUACAUCAUGGAAGAAUUCAGAAGAUCCUGCUCCGGGUCUCUUCUCUCUCGAGCUAGAUCCCGCCGGAACCAAUUCGUAUAUUAUUCGAUGGAACCGGACCAGGCAGUACUGGUCGAGUGGACCUUGGGAUGAACAGUCGAGGAUUUUCAGAGACGUUCCGGAAAUGCGAUUGAAUUAUCUCUACAAUUUCAGCUUCCAUUCGGACGAGAACGAGAGUUAUUUUACUUAUUCGCUUUAUAAUAACGAGACCACAUCACGAUUCAUUAUGCAUUAUUCGGGGCAGAUUCAGCAACAGUCAUGGUUGGAUAGUAGCCAGCUGUGGAAUUUGUUCUGGUCGAUGCCGAGACAACAAUGCCAGGUUUAUGCUUUUUGUGGGGCUUUUGGAAGAUGCAAUGAGAUUGGUUUACCUUUCUGUAGUUGUCUGAGAGGUUUCCAUCCCAAAUGGGAAACCAAUUGGAAUCUGAGCGAUUUUUCCGAUGGGUGUGAGAGGACAACCAGGCUGCAAUGCGAGGAGGAUCCCAACCUUGUUACUGGAAGGACCGAUAAAUUCCUGGAAAGCCCCAAUGUAAAAUUGCCUGAAAGUGCUCAGUCUAUGAGCGUUGGGAGCCUGUUGGAAUGUGAAAGCGCUUGCCUCGAGUAUUGCAAUUGCACUGCUUAUGCUUAUGAUAGUGAUGGGUGUCGAAUUUGGAGGACAGAACUCUUGGAUCUGCAACAAUAUUCGGGAGAUACUAGCGAUGGAAGAACUAUAUAUAUCCGAUUAGCGGCAUCAGAGUUUCCGAGUUCGAGCAACAAUACUGGGAUCAUUAUUGGAGCAGUUGCAGGGGGGGUUGGUUUACUCCUAUGCCUUGUGAUAUUUGCCAUCUUGAGAUGGAGGAGGUGGAGAAUGAUAAAUCCGAAAGUUGAAGGUUCGCUUCUAGCUUUCGUAUAUCGAGAUUUACAGAGUGCAACGAGGAAUUUUUCUGAAAAACUUGGGGAAGGAGGCUUUGGUUCUGUUUUCAAAGGAACGUUGCCGGACUCAAGUAUCGUAGCUGUGAAGCAGCUUGAGAGCAUAAGUCAGGGAGAAAAGCAGUUUCGGUCGGAGGUGAGCACCAUCGGGACGAUUCAACAUGUUAAUCUAGUCCGGCUUCGUGGAUUCUGCUCCGAUGGUACGAGGAAGUUGUUGGUCUACGAUUACAUGCCGAAUGGUUCUUUGGAUGCCCAUCUGUUCCUUGAAGAUAAAUCUAAACCCCUAGCUUGGAAAACAAGGUACCAGGUUGCACUCGGUACGGCUAGAGGCUUGACUUAUCUUCACGAGAAAUGCAGAGAUUGUAUUAUUCAUUGUGACAUCAAGCCGGAGAACAUUCUUUUGGACGCCGAAUUCUGGCCCAAAGUAGCAGAUUUUGGCUUGGCAAAGCUCAUCGGUCGGGAGUUCAGCAGGGUCCUAACAACUAUGAGAGGCACAAGAGGCUAUCUUGCACCGGAGUGGAUUUCGGGAGUCGCCGUUACAGCUAAAGCCGAUGUCUACAGCUAUGGGAUGAUGCUGUUUGAGAUUGUAUCGGGUAGGAGAAACUCGGAACAGAAUGAAGAAGGAAAGGUUAGAUUCUUUCCAACUUCAGCUGCUCGCGUAAUAGCCCAAGACGGCGAUGUCCUUAGCCUAUUAGACCCCCGAUUGAACGGAGAUGCUCCCGUCUACGAGCUAUCGAGAAUAUGUAAAGUGGCUUGUUGGUGUGUCCAAGACGAUGAAACUCACAGGCCAUCAAUGAGUCAGGUGGUUCAGAUCCUAGAGGGUGUUUUGGAGGUGAACGUGCCUCCGGUUCCAAGGUCCCUACAAGUGCUCGCCGACAACUCGGAGCAUAUAAUCUUCUUCACAGAGUCAUCCUCAAGCCCGAGUUCACAAAGACCGAGCAACGCUUCAAAUGCGUCUUCUCAAACUAAGAGCAACACAUCAUCGACGAGUUCAUGAAUCUCGAACAGCAUUGUCUU